Molecule: messenger RNA, 456 nt
Organism: Serendipita indica DSM 11827
Lineage: Eukaryota; Fungi; Basidiomycota; Agaricomycetes; Sebacinales; Serendipitaceae
Source: the annotation of a GenBank genome assembly
AUGACGACUCCUCUUCCAGGACCCAAUGCGAAGAUCUUCUUCAGCACCCGUCACGAGGCCCAUUCUGCUUUCACCAACGUCUCCAACCACCCCAUCAACUACCAAGGCCGCCUCUAUGACACGGCAGAACAUCUCUACCAUGCCUUCAAGUUUAUUGGUCGCGAACCAGUUAUUGCUGAGCUCGUUCGCAAAUCCACGGACCCUCAGCGGUCCGCACGCGAUAAUGACGAUAAGAAACGCCCAGACUGGGCCAACGUACAUCUCUUCAUGAUGGAGCAGGUUCUCACAUUGAAAUUUCAUCAAUACCCCGGCCUCAAGAAUAACUUGUUGGCAACAGGUGACGCACAAUUGAUUCAGCUCGGUUCCGAUCAAUAUUGGUCUCAACAAGAGGACGGAAGCGGAGACAAUCAAUUCGGACAUACACUUAUGAGAGUCAGGAGCACACUCCGGCGCUAA